Molecule: messenger RNA, 1976 nt
Organism: Anguilla rostrata (American eel)
Lineage: Eukaryota; Metazoa; Chordata; Actinopteri; Anguilliformes; Anguillidae
Gene: otud3
Product: OTU deubiquitinase 3
Exons: 8
Coding region: 230-1312 (360 amino acids)
Biological process (GO): protein K27-linked deubiquitination; protein K11-linked deubiquitination; protein K48-linked deubiquitination
Molecular function (GO): cysteine-type deubiquitinase activity
Source: RefSeq, a predicted model, not a curated record
GGAUCCGGAAGCAAUGCCACGGGACAGGAAUUAAAAGUGAUAUAAACAAACCAAACUCAUCGUUCAGAGGCAGCAAGCUAACGUUUGGUCUGUCUGCCAAUGCACUAUUACCUUUGGAUUUGUGACAGUUGUAAGAUCGACAAUUUCGAGAGGAGAAAUUGCGACUGCGUGUUCUGGGUCGGCUUGGCAACAUAACCGGUCGGUGAGCCGGACACCCGGAGCGUCCCUCAUGUCCCGGAAGCAGUCGGGAAAGCUGGUGCGGGGGAACAGGAAGUACGAUGCGGAGAGGAAGCGCGACGAGAGGGCGGUGCGCCGGGCCAUAGCGAAGGACCGGAAGAACCGCCCCCAGGGGGACGACGAGGGGGCGGAGUUCAUCAGCUUCACCAAUCAGCUGCAAGCGCUUGGGCUUAAACUUAGAGAGGUGCCUGGAGAUGGGAACUGCUUGUUCCGUGCCCUGGGCGACCAGCUGGAGGGCCACUCCCGGGGACACCUGCGGUUGCGGCAGGAGACGGUGCAGUACAUGCAGGCGCACCGGCACGACUUCGAGCCCUUCGUGGAGGACGAUGUGCCUUUCACGCAGCACCUGGCAAACCUCUCUCAGCCGGGCACAUUCGCAGGAAAUGAUGCAAUCGUGGCGUUUGCUCGUAGCCAGCAGCUGCGCGUGGUCAUCCACCAGCUCAACGCUCCUCUGUGGGAGAUAAAUGGCUCGGAGAAGCCAGUCUGUAGAGAGCUUCACAUUGCCUAUCGCUAUGGCGAUCAUUAUGACAGCGUUCGGCCAAUCGGAGACAACUCUGAGAGUCCCACCCAGCUGCGUAUCGAGGCCCUUAAUCGUUCCAGAGGGCAGGGUGAGUCGGGGGGGCGUCAGGGUGACAGGAAAAAUGUCCCCCCCUGCCCCCUCCCGGAGGAGGAUGACCUCAUCCUACACUGCCUGGAGCCCCACAGCCCUGCUGGCCAAGGAGGGAGCUGCUGUCAGCUCGAUGGUGCCUCCCCCCAUUCUGCCCCUGAGGAGCUGGAUCCCGUGCUGUCAGUCACAGCGUGCCCCGCCCAGUGGGAGGAGUCUGAAACGUGCCCCUCUCUCCCUGUCACAAUGACAGAGUGUAGUGACUCAAAAUUGUCUGAAGAGGGCGUAGUUUCCCAAAGACCCAAGAUAUCAAACAGACAGAGGAAGGAGCACCAGCGCCUGGAGAAGAAGAGGAGGCAGGAGGAGAGGCACAGACAGAAGGUUCUGCAGAGCCGGGCUCCGCAGGACCAGAAUCAGAACCCCUCGGAACCCGUGACUCUAGUACCGGCGCUCAGCACACUGAGCAUCUAGAACACGCUCCGCUGGACUCGACCGGCCUUGACCGGACUUGACCGGACUUGACCGGACUGAAUCGGAUGCUCAGCCCACAGUAUCAGGAGUGGUUCUGCCACACUCCUUGCACCUAAUCCUAAGAAUAUUUCCCAUGUCUCAUGAAUCUCUUUUUUGUUUGUGUUACGGGCGCCCGUCUGUGGGCGUGGCUGCUUUGGCAGAGUGCGCAUUGCAGAGGUGAUGCGUGUAGAACGCGGUUUCCCUUCUACAGAGAUAUGGUUUUGAGUGAUCAGUGCAGUCGGUUAGUUACACACACACACACACACACGCAGACACACAACACACACCCUCUACGUUUUCUCUGUGCGGAUUAAGCUUUCAGUUGCUUUCAGUUGACACAUACCCCGAGCGUGUAAAUCAGUGUAAAAAAAAAAAAGACCACAAAUGGACUAUUUUGGCAGUUUAAAUGACAAUGACGGCACAUUACUUACUCGUGUACUGUCAGUUUUCAAAGUUAAGUAGUUCCUGCUUUGGAACGGUCUGUUGCAUUGCCUGUGCUUUUCGAGAGAGCACAGGCAGCUGGUUCUUCUGCCAUGGUGUCCCCUGGCCGGGUUUAAAAUGAUCGAGGAAAGUAAAGACUCUAGUAAGAUGCUGGAAUGUAAAAAUAAAUGAAUCGUCCGUUGCA